Molecule: messenger RNA, 3336 nt
Organism: Cheilinus undulatus (humphead wrasse)
Lineage: Eukaryota; Metazoa; Chordata; Actinopteri; Labriformes; Labridae
Gene: ezrb
Product: ezrin b
Exons: 14
Coding region: 248-2002 (584 amino acids)
Biological process (GO): regulation of organelle assembly; positive regulation of protein localization to early endosome; positive regulation of early endosome to late endosome transport
Cellular component (GO): apical part of cell; adherens junction; cytoskeleton
Molecular function (GO): actin binding; cell adhesion molecule binding
Source: RefSeq, a predicted model, not a curated record
AGUCUAACGAUUCAGUCAGUGGUUGAAUCUUUGAACAGUUUCACGGUUUGUUUUAAUUUGACUACGUUUCAUCUUCUAGGAUUAAAGAGGUGGAUUUUCUCGACUGUUUGGCUUGAAUCUCGUUUCCCGUGUCGCCGUGGGAAGGCACUGUGAGAACCAGACACAGACGGAGCACAGGUCUCUUCUUUAUUUAAAAGACUUUUAAGAUCAACGGCUCCUCGCGCAGAGCAGGGAAAAGGACAGAAAAAUGCCAAAAGCGGUCAACGUUCGUGUCACCACCAUGGACGCUGAGCUGGAGUUUGCCAUCCAGCCCAGCACCACUGGCAAGCAGCUGUUUGAUCAGGUGGUGAAAACCAUCGGGUUACGUGAAGUCUGGUACUUUGGACUACAGUACAUAGACACUAAAGGUUACCACACCUGGCUAAAACUGGACAAAAAGGUGUCGUCCCAGGAUGUUAAAAAGGAAAACCCACUGCAGUUCAAGUUUCGCUCUAAGUUCUUCCCAGAGGACGUUUCGGAGGAGCUGAUCCAGGACAUCACCCAGAAGCUGUUCUUUCUGCAGGUGAAAGAGAGCAUCCUGUGUGACGAGGUUUACUGCCCUCCUGAGACAGCCGUACUGCUGGCCUCCUACGCUGUUCAGGCAAAGUUCGGAGACUACACCAAAGACGUGCAUCGACCUGGAUAUCUACUGUCUGACCGGAUGCUGCCACACAGAGUCCUGGAGCAGCACAAGUUAUCCAGAGAGCAGUGGGAGGAGAGGAUUCAGGUGUGGCAUGAGGAGCACAAUGGGAUGUUAAAGGAGGAUGCUAUGCUGGAAUAUCUGAAGAUCGCACAGGACCUGGAAAUGUACGGAGUCAACUACUUUGACAUCAAGAACAAGAAAGGAACAGAGCUGAGGCUUGGAGUGGACGCACUGGGACUCAACAUUUAUGAGAAGGAUGACAAAUUGACCCCAAAGAUUGGCUUCCCCUGGAGUGAGAUCAGAAAUAUUUCCUUCAAUGAUAAGAAGUUCAUCAUCAAGCCCAUAGACAAAAAGUCUCCAGAUUUUGUGUUUUAUGCACCGAGACUGCGCAUCAACAAGCGCAUCCUGCAGCUGUGCAUGGGCAACCACGAGCUUUACAUGCGCCGCCGCAAGCCAGACACAAUUGAAGUGCAGCAGAUGAAGGCGCAGGCCAGAGAGGAGAAACAACAGAAACAGCAGGAGAAGGCGCAACUGGAGAAUGAGAAGAAGAAGAGAGAGGCCAUCGAGAAGGAGAAGGAGCGAAUGGAGGUGGAAAAGCAGGACCUGAUGAUGAGGCUGUUACAAUUUGAGGAGAAGACCAAGAAGGCAGAGAGAGACCUGGAGGAGCAGAUUCAGAGAGCCGUAUGUCUUGAUCAGGAGCGGAGGAGAGCUGAGGAAGAGGCGGCUCGUCUGGGGGCAGAGCGUCAGGCUGCCCUGCUAGCUAAAGAGGAGCUUGCUCGUCAGGCUGAGGACCAGAAGAAGAGUCAGGAGCAGCUGGCUGCUGAGCUGGCUGAGCACACAUCUAAGAUCAAUUGCUUGGAGGACGCCAGGAGACAAAAGGAGCACGAGGCCAUCUGCUGGGAGCAGAGGGCUAAGGAAGCCCAGGCCGAUCUGAUGAAGACCAAGGAGGAGCUUCACAUGGUGAUGACCACACCACCUCCCCCACCACCUCCUCCUCCUCCAAUGGAAGACCACGUGGACGACAACAGUGACAGUGAGGAGAACACCAGCACGCACAGCGCUGACCUGCAGAAUGAAGGCAUCAACGACCACCGCAACGAGGAGGACCGCCUCACUGAGGCCGAGAAGAAUGAGCGUGUGCAGAAACAGCUGAAGGCUUUGACCUCAGAGUUGGCUCAGGCACGUGAUGAAUCCAAGAACACCCAGAAUGACCUCCUCCACAGCGAAAACAUUCGGCAUGGCCGAGACAAGUACAAGACCCUGCGACAGAUCCGGCAGGGCAACACCAAGCAGAGAAUCGACGAAUUUGAGGCCUUGUAAGCAGUCUUAGCACCCUUUCUGAAUGGUCACUAAAUCACGCUCCUCAGCUGACGCACAUCAACACAAACACACAAACUCAUGUACCACACAGCAGAUGAAACUGGAGCAGUUAAAGCACAGCAGAAGCAUCGCUUACGGAGGGACAUGCUUCUGUUGUGGGUUUGCAGGGCUUUGCAAAUCCUCUGAACACAACUCGGUGCCAAAACCUUUCUCUUUGUAGUGUUCCACAUCUUAUUUGUGUAUUUGAAUGUGUAUAAUUUGAUCAAUUCAGACCAAAUCAUCACUGUUUUAUCCAGAGGUGUGAUGAAUUAGUUGGGAGUAGAAAAUUUUAUCAUUGUUAUUAUUAUUUUAUGAUGUGCACAUAUAUGUAAUCAAAGCCUCGCCUGUUUUUCAUGUCUGUCAUUUGUUGUGUCUAAGAAAAGGGCAGUUAGUCAUUGUAGCGACCACUCAGAAAGGGGAAAACAGUAUAAGCAGUUGUUUUCCAUUGUAUUUGAACACUUUCAUUUAUGUUUAAUAUCGCUAUACAGUAGCUUCAAAUCAUGCCUAGAUUGAUAUUUAUACUGUAUAUGGGACAUUAAAAAGGGUAUUUCAUCUUGGUUUGUAUAUUUUUGCUAUCUACUAAUGACAAUGAAAACAUUUAAUAUGUUCAAAGGUUUUAUAUAUUGACCAAAAUAAUAGUCGUCUUAUGUUCCAGUACAUUUUACUUUAGAUCACUAAAUUAAAGAGAUAUAAUGUAAAUUAUUAUUAUUUUUUACUGUAGAAACUAUUCAGCUGAAUGCCAUAAAAUCAGGUAAGGAGACAGCUUUCUUUUAGGUACUUUUGAUGAUUAUUUUUUGCAGUGCAGUUCACAGAAAGCUGAGAGUUGUUUUAUACUCAGAGCACUGUGUUGACUGGAACACUUAGUUUUAUUUUAUUUUAUUUCUCUGUUUGGUGUCAUGUCCAUGUUUAUUUGCAGAUGAGCAUUUUGUGCUGCUACCCUCCCAAGUGGCCUUUCUCUCUGGCUCUACAGGGCCCAGACAGUCAGUCUUUAUUCUUAGCCAAGAUGCAUAGACACAAAAUACAGAUGUUAUUUUACUUCUUUUAGUGUUUGACCUCCAAUGAGGUGAAAAUGAGGGUUGAGGUGAACUUUAUCAAGGGUUUUGUGGACUGACUCAGACAGUAUAUCACCAAUCUCUCUCUCUCUCUCCUCUAUGUGGACAUGGAGUAGCAUCUACUGACACUGUAAUGGAAACACACAGCUCUGCUGGCCUUUGUAUAUGAGCAGGAUUUCAUAAUGAGGUGUUACACGUUACAUAUAUACAUGUUGGCAAUAAAUAAAAAAAUCUAUGACUUCA